Molecule: messenger RNA, 4026 nt
Organism: Triticum urartu
Lineage: Eukaryota; Viridiplantae; Streptophyta; Magnoliopsida; Poales; Poaceae
Source: RefSeq, a predicted model, not a curated record
GAUGAAUUUGGUGAACUAUUUGGUGUGAAAAGAUAAACUAUUUGUUUGAGUUGUAAUAAAUUGAACUAUUUAUUGUUGAUUUAUUUUUUGUGUGUUUGAUCUUCUUGGUUCUAUUUUGAGUGCGAAAUGUCGUUUGUGCUGGGCGCGCACUGUGUAAAUUUAGCGUGCCUGCUGGAGCUAUAGCAUCACGCCAUAUUUUGCCGCGCCUGCUAGAGCAAGCGCCCUGCUGCAAGCAAAAAAUCUAUUUCGGCACUGUAAAAAUAAUUUAGCGCGUCGCGUAGUUGCGCGCCUGUUGGAGAUGCUCUUACGAGACUCUUUUGCGUGCUAUACACAAUGUACAAGGAUUAAUUUCAGAUUGCAGAAGGUAAGUGUUCACAUAUGGGAAGCAGUUACUAAUGGUAAGUUGGCAACACGCGGAGACAAGCUUUUACAGCCAAGCUGUAACUGGCUCAGCCAUUCUAAGACGAUUUCAGAGGCAAACUCCAGAUUGUUUCCGUUUCAAUGCAAUUGCUGCUAUAUGCACAAUCUGUCAAACAGGAUUGGCAACCCUUUAAAGCGCCCACGUAAAAUAAAAAUUUCCAUGUCAGGAACAGCAUUCAAAGAUUUACAGGGCCAUACAUCCUGGAAAAGUAACUAGCAUGGUACAUAAGUUAUAGCGCAUCUCAGGCUCACAUCACCUAUUCCUCUUGUUGUUUGUUGGAUACAACGACCAUGAAGGAAGAAGAAACCAAGAAGAAGAAGAAGAUGAUGUCUGCAAAGAAGAGAUCCAUGUCUGGAAAAGGGAAGAGGCGAAGCGCCAGGUUGCUCAAGCUCGAGGAGCAGAAGAAUGAUGACAAGGAUGGUGGCUGCAUCCUAGAUCCCUGGCACAUCAUCCGGAAUAGCUUCUCCUGCGCCGCGCAAGGGAAGAGAAAAAGGAAUGACCAAGUCCAGGUAAAAAUUUCCAUCAAAGCUAUGAAUUUGUUUUCUCUCUCCCGAUUGAUCUGUUCAUUCAUCUACAUCUUUCUUCACAAGUUACAGGGAGAAGCUUCGUGUGGCCAAGAGAUCGAUGCGGCAUAUACCGGUAAGUGAUCACCGCCUUGUUUUCUGAUGGCAUGCUGAUGCUGCCUGUGUGUGCAUGCGUGAAUCCAGUUAAUUUUGUUGCAGAUAACAUGUCAGGCAAGGGCGCGACAUCGGAGCAGAUCAUCGACUACAUUCUCAACAUGCUGGAGCUGUAAGCUUGGGACUAUGUGUAUAUCUUUUCUUUUCCUGUUUUGCUACAGCACAAGCGAUGUUGCGUUGAUGAGAGAGUGGCCGUAGAUGGGGGAGGAAAGGGCGGCGGCAAGAGAGCUAGAAGAUGAGGAUGUGAUAAGGAAAGUUAGGGUUAGGUGAAGAAAACGAAUUAUAACCAUUGAAUGGAAAGCAUGCGGCUAAAGGAGGUUACUAGGAUUUUAAGAAAAAAAUGCAAUUGUGCUACGGCAAGACCCCUUUCGGUUUGAAUAGAGCUCAUGUGACUGGAAUUCUCUUAAAUUUAAAUCACCUUGCUUCUUCCUCCUCCCCUCUAGUGGCAUGAGGUGGAGCUCACAACUGGCGCUAAGGAGAUGGCCGUAAAGAGAGGCCUGGGGCUGGGGGCAUUGGCGCGGGAGAAGAGCUGCCACCACCUGGACAUAGAGAGAUGUUUGUGUGCGUGUGCGGAGAGGAGGGGGGGAGGGGUCAUGUAGAGAGCAAGGUGAGGAGGGGAAGGGGGCUGCGUGACUAGCUAUGGGGUGGGUGGGGUCAAAGAGCGGGUUGAGGAGCAAAUGAUGCGGAGUGAUCGGAUAUUGGGAGAAGAGGGCGACGGUGGCAACCAGAGAGCUGAAUGACGAGGAGGACAGUAAAUAUAGAAAGUUAAGGGUUUAGGGGGAUAAGGCGAAACAUAGGAAGGUCUUUUUUGUUGGAUGGAAGUCAUGUGAAGAGCAAAAAAGAGAAAUUGUGGAAAUCAUGUGGCUUGGCUAAAGAAAGUUUUUUGAAACUAGCUUGGCUAAAGAAAGUGACCAGGCAACUGUACUCAAGCAUCUCUUUCUUGUUGGUCGGGCUGUGGCGUUGUGUAUCGGGAGCACAAGCGCGAACCUGGAAGGUCUUUUUUACAUGCGUUUUGUUUGUCCCGUUGCAGGAGAGACAGACUUGAGUUGUUUGCGAUGCCGGAUGACAUCCAGGUAAACCAUGCUCGCAUGAACAAGGCACGUCUGAAAUUUCCCCUCGCGAUUUAUAGAUGGAAACGUUGACACAUUUCUUGUUUCAUCUUGACAUGGCGGUGCAGGUGGGUGAUUGCACGGAACGGGUAGAGAGGCCCGGCGAUUUCGCGACGUUAAGGCAGAAGAACACAGAUGGCACCUACAAGACGCUAGAGCAAUUCGAGAAGGAUGUGUACAUGGUGUUCCAGAAGGCAAUGUCCAUAAACAGCCAGGACACCAUACCUUACAAAGAGGCCGUGGCGUUGCUGGAUCAAGCCAAGCAGGUUUUCCUGUCCCUCAAGAAGAACCGGAUGUACUCCGAGUCGGACCUCCUGGCCUGGCGUCACAAGCAACUCGACGCCGGGCCCAGCAAGGCAGCGAGAGAUCAACAAGGCGGCGAUGCUGCUGUUACACCUGCACAGCAGCGGCCCAGCAUCACGCCGCUGAGGAAGAAGGCCGGCGAGAAGAAACACCAGAUCGGCAAGGGAGGAAUCAGAAGCACGCCAUCGCCGGUAAAGAGAGCAAGAAAAGGUAAUGAGUCGAUGAGACGACAUCGAUCCAAUGCACAUCCAAAGAGAACAUUGCUGAAUGCUGACGUGAUGGCGCUGGCCACAGGGUUCGCAGCAGCGACAACGGAACCUGGUGGCGCCAGGGAGCUCAAAAGGAGGCUCACUUACAACGAUGUCGCUGGUCGGGCAACGCCGGUGACGCUGCCGCCGCCUGCCUUCCGAGAUGGGCAAGCUACCGUCGUUUAUGUAUGUAAAAUAUACUCUACUACUCCUAUAGUAGGAGUAACAAUCAUGGAUGCGUGGGAACUGAAGCAAGUUUUGGUGCAGCAACAUGCGCAGGUGCAGGGAGGGCACACGUACCAGGAAAGCCUCCGGCGCUUCGUGCGGGACGCAGGGCUCAAGGCAAGGCUGGCCACCGAGUUUAACAUCCUCGAAUGUGACACUCGGGGCAGGCACAACCCCUCGCCGGCCUCCUACUGGAACGGUUUCGCCCCCGACGCCGGCACCUACUACCCCUCAAGUGCCGCUGCCGCCGCCUCCACCGCGCUCCGCACAAUGUCACCGGCGUCCGGUGGCGAGCGGCCUUUUCCGGAUUGCAAGCUGGAGACGGACGACCUGCUCAGCCUCGUCAUGCUCAUGGGCACGCCCGCCUUCUUGGAGAGAGCUAAGCACAUGUUUGGUUACACGGCCGCUGAGGACAGCUCCAAGGUGACCAGAGCGGCCGGCGACGCAAAGGUCGCCAUCACAGAAGCGCCACAGACGAGUGAGCCAGGCGAUCCGGCGGCAGCCACUUUCGGACCGUUCGCUCCGCCCAAGUUGCCCCUUAGCCGGCUGGGCUUCAGCCAGUUCGCCGGCUCUUCGGCCCAGCCGUUCAUGGUGAAGUCGAAUUCUGCCGGGGAGAAGAGACGAGAAUGAAGGACGAACCCAACUCCAGCAAGUUCACUCCGUCCAUUUUGUGUCGUGUCCUUGACUCCCAUUAUAUCGCUCAGCGUCAGCGGGGAAAUGAUAGUAUUAUUUUAGAAUAAUAAUUGCAACUAGCAUCUCUUUUCUAUCUAAACUUAGUCAGACACCUGAGGUUGCUCAUCAUCAAAUGUAUGCAAGUUCCAAAACCAUCACAGACUUCAGAUAUACACAAGACUUUCUGCCACAGGCCAACAUAUAUUUUUGUUUUGCCAAGAAAUAACAUACCGGUAGUAAUUAACAUGCCACAACAGUUGUUUUCUGAUUGCUACCCAAGCAUAUUAGCAGACUGGACUCCUUUCUCUUAUGUUUUUCUUAAAGGAAACACUGGCAUAUUACCUUCUUAACACGUAUGUAGCUCGUUGCCA